UGUUGCGUCCUGUUUGCAGCAGACACGGAAUUGGGAGGGGCGUUAGGACCCGGAAUACAUUUGUCAUCCACGUCUACCAAAGCUGCUUGCAACGGCUACAGCGUUAUACAAGGAAGGAAGCAUCAUGCUGAGGAAACGGCUUGUGUGAGGUUCAGCACAGUCAGCACUAUGACUGAUGGGGACUAUGAUUAUCUCAUCAAGCUCCUAGCUCUGGGAGACUCAGGAGUUGGAAAGACCACCUUCCUAUAUAGAUACACUGACAAUAAAUUCAACCCCAGGUUCAUUACCACAGUGGGAAUCGACUUCAGGGAAAAGAGAGUGGUGUACAGUACUUCAGGACCAAAUGGCACGACUGGGAAAACCUUUAAAGUUCACCUUCAGCUCUGGGACACAGCGGGACAAGAAAGAUUCAGGAGCCUCACCACAGCCUUUUUCAGAGAUGCCAUGGGGUUUUUAUUAAUGUUUGAUCUCACCAGCCAGCAGAGCUUCUUGAAUGUCAGGAACUGGAUGAGCCAGCUCCAGGCCAAUGCAUAUUGUGAAAACCCAGAUAUAGUAUUAGUUGGUAACAAAUCUGACUUAUCUGAUCAGAGAGAGGUGCAGGAGAAGCAAGCAAAAGAGCUCGCUGAAAAAUAUGGAAUACCCUACUUUGAAACCAGUGCAGCUACAGGUUCUGAGGUUGACAAGGCAGUCAUCACGCUGCUCGAUCUGGUGAUGAAGCGCAUGGAGCAGUGUGUGGAGAAGACCCAGCAGGAGUCACCCAAUGGAGGGGGCUCUGGGAAGCUAGAGCCCCUGCCUGCUGCUGAGAGAAAGUGUGCCUGUUAGACUGCAUCGCUCCUCUGUAAAGAGAAGCCUAUCUGUGGACAGAAAAUUAAAAAACAAAACAAAAUGUCUAGGUAAACAACCACAGCUAGCCAUACAGAUUGGCAGCUGCCCUAGACCAUAUAGGAUUACAAUUGGCCUCUCAUGAUUCCUUGACAGAUAUCUUGGGUAUCAUUUGUGAAUAUUUAUGAUAUUAUACUGUUAUAGAAAUGUAUCUUACCCCUUCUCCCAUCCCUCCUGGAAUAAGAUUAUUUUUUGAAAAACACGACUCAGUAGACACUGAAGCGAGAUCCUUCACUAAAAAAAACCUUAUAUUAGAAGUUUAUUUUUGCCAUUAAUAGUUCAAAUAUUUGUCUGGUCUCUUCGGAGGACUGGCCCUUCUGCAACCCCUGUAUUGUCUGCCGUGACUUUCAUGAGAUGUGCAUGACAUUGCCUUUAUUAGACAUUCCAGGUUGUGAGCAAGAUGGCGUGGCAGUGACCGAUGCUGAAUUACUGCCCGCAAGGUUUACAAUAUUUCCUUCAUUGGGUUAUUCGUUAUAUUGUGUUUCCUUUUAUAGAAAAGUUAGAUGUGCAUCCUUCUUGUUUCCAGAAAACUGGAAAAAGCAAGUAAAUAACAGUUACAUGCACAGGUGAUAAUAUUGCUGUGUUUUAUCAGUUUCGUAAUGACCAGGCUUCAGCAAUCCAAACGUACUUUGACUGGGAGACCACAUUACAGAUUGUAGCUGAACCUUCAGUGCCAAUUAGGUAACGGGCAAACAUGGUUAGCAACUGAGAUACUUCAUCAAGUCUCCAAUCAAAUAUCUGGUUUUAAAUUUAAACUACAUAAAUAUGUCUCUUUCUUUGGCAGGAAAGUUUAUUUUUCUAUAUGUCUGGCAACUGACAGGGAAAAGGGUGUACUCUAAGCCUGCUGUUAGCCAUUAUUUACAAUAUGGAGUGGAAUGAGCCUUAGUUUGUGCUAUUCACUGAUUAGAACCAUUUAAAAAAACAAAAGCAUUCAAAUUAUAUAUUCAUGUAAGGAGAUUGCCUGGAAUAAUUGCUGUUACUAUGUGCCAAAAACUCUUUUUUUUUCAUUUGGCCAAUACAUCAUUAUCUGCCUUCACACACAACCUUUCCAUUUGCAAAAUACUUAUAUACAAUAUAUAUAUCACCUGGCAUUGGUGAUAUUCCACAUAUCAGAAAUAAGUUACAGCUGACUUGAUGUAUGGUUGUGUUACUACACUUUGAAUGUUUCUAAUAACAUUUUGUUACUUUUGUUUAUUUUUUUCAUUUCUGGAGAUAUAGGAAAGUUAUUAAUAAAUUUAUAUUUCUUGAUCUGUUUUUCAAAUAAUAAAUGUAAAAGGACAAAAAAUCUAUUGCAUUAUCAAACGUCCUAGAUAUGUUAUAUCUGUUCUGUGUUUUUAUGCAUAUUACUGUUUUAAGACUCAAUGAAGCCAACAUGACAUUUUUGUGAAUGUGGAGAGUAUAAAAUUGAGUUAAUGAAAUCAAAAUGUAAAACCUGGAUAUAUGAUUGAAAAAUAAACUUUAGAUGGAUUUAAAAGAGCAGAUAUUAUGCAUUGGAUGUACUUGAUUUUGCACUAGGAACAAGAUUAUCUUCAGUUUUAUCUAAUAAACCUUUUGCAGAAAAUGGCAUAAUACAUUAAACAUUUGUUGAAAUUACAGUACUGGCAUUAUUUAAAACUUUCACUGGUCCCUUGUAAUUCUGUGAACUGAAAUAACCUUCCUCUUAGUGCAAAAUUCAAUGCAUCUGAUUUCAUCAGCAUGGUAAGUGGUGCUUCAUGCAAAGUGCUUCUAACGUCUUUUAAAAAAUCACUUUCUUCAUUUAACCAGUGAAAAAUAUCAAUUUAAAUUGUAUUGUCAUCAGUAUCAUCCAAACUGCUUUGAUUAUUUUGAUGGAUUUUGAGGACAACCAGAUAUAAACACAUUCUCUGGAUUGGAUUUCCAUCAUUCUUUGAAAGUAGAAAUAUACAGUACGUGAUGUGUUCCUGGGCAAACAAUUCAGGUCGAUCAGUCUUUGCAAGAAUCAUCAUUUUGGGAUGGCGAUUGAGAAUACGGACCUACCAAUAUGUGCAACUAUGGUAUAUAAAGUAUAUAGAAACUUCAGAAGUUCUUUGUGUUGACAUCAGACACUCCAGCUAGAGUAGCCUUCUGAGAAGAUUGUGUUAAUACAUUUAUGCAGUUCUCACUUUCCAGUUCUUUUCAGUUUUAUGGAGGUGUCUUCUUCAGUGUCGUGGCCUCUUUAUUUUCAUUUUUUUUUUUUAAAUUUAAGAACCAUUUAAGUUUUCGAAUUCAACAUCAAGAGUCUGGUAUUUUAGGGCAGCAUGGCAGGGCAGUGGUGAGCAUGGCUGCCUCACAACGCUGAUCAGAAACAUGCUGGUAGGUUUAUUGGAUUCUGGGAAAGCUUGCCCUGGAGUAAGGGAGUGUGUGCCUGUGUCUGUGACUGGCAACUCAUCCAGGAUUUAUCUCGCCUUGCAAUAGUUGCUUGCUGGGUUAGGCUCUGGCUCCCUGAUUCGGAAGGAGCAGUUAGAAAAUGGAUGGAUGGAUGUUUGGUAUUUUGUACAUCUAUAAUGGGACUGUAACCAAGGACUGUUCAAAACUCAGUUAAAGGGGAAUUAGGGACCUGGGUGUACAAAAUGUUUUCUGCACUAAAAAAAGCGAUUUUGUUUCUGUAGCAUAAUAUCCUUUAAUUUCUAUUUUCAUUUCUAGUCUGUAUCUUUCACCUUGACAUGUUAACACAUUUCUGUACGCAGCUCUGUGUCAGAUUGUUACCAAAUAGCACAAUGUGCUCAUUAGUUUGAAGUUGGAGGGAUGCUCAAGCUGUAUUCAUCACAUUUCCAGGUACCGAUGGAUAUCUGACUCUUCAGUUUCCAUUCAGGGACUAAAUUAAAGGGUACUUGGACAGCUCCUUCAACAGUGUUUAGUGUUCAGGGGAUUCCCUGUGUGGGACGGUUUCCACUUGUACUGUUUUACAUGUGAAGAGGCUGUGUGUCUGCACAUUUGGGAACACUAUUCUAGAGCAGUACUUCCCAACCCUGGUCCUGGAGGAACAUUCCUUGCUAGUGUAAUAACCUACUUAAAGGAUAUUUUUUUCCCAAUAACGUCACCAUGCUGAUUACUUCUGCUCUCCUCAGUUUUCUUCCCAUUAUUACUAACUAAACAGCUCCUACGAGCUGAUAAAUCUUUAACUUACAGGUGGAAAUGACAGAUAGCCACAGCACUUUUUUUUUCUUCAAUUCAGUUUUUCCUUCUACUUUUAACCUUUAGUUUGCCUUUCAAGAAACGCAUCAGUUCUGAAACCCAGAAAUUCGUGCACGGUUAAUACCAGUUAUUAACCUUAUCUGACCUUUUAAGAACUAAAAGGAAAUUUGAGGAUAUUUCCCAAACAAAACUGAAAUCAAUAAGUCAGUGAUUGAGAACUCUGCUGGUGCACAAACCAGGACAAGUUUCUGCAGGACCAGGGCUGGAAACAACUGCUCUAUACAAUUGGAUUGGAGUCACAGGGAGGGAAAGGAAUCAAUUAUUCAUUUAUUUGUAAGAAUGAUGUAAAACAUGGGAAAUCCACCACCUUAUUCUUAUCGAAACCCUCAUUUGCUACAGUAGUUUCAGAAGCAUGCACAGAAGGAAUAUCCCAACUCAUUUGCAGCUAUGUGACCUGUAUGACCUAGCUGGAUUGGGUAGUCCAAUUUUGUAAUGUGAGGUUAAGUAUAAUUUUUUUUUCUUUCAUUUGGAAAUGUCAUGGUUAAAGGUCAUUAUUAAUUAGUGCAGAUGUAAUUUACUCCAUCAGUGACAUUGACAGACAAUUAAAGCAGGUGCAGUAAAAAAAAAAA
This is a messenger RNA of Lepisosteus oculatus (spotted gar), 4643 nucleotides long. RefSeq names its product RAB27B, member RAS oncogene family (gene rab27b). Gene Ontology annotation, cellular component: Golgi apparatus; secretory granule; exocytic vesicle. Gene Ontology annotation, molecular function: GTPase activity; GTP binding. Gene Ontology annotation, biological process: positive regulation of exocytosis; exocytosis. The record is from RefSeq and is a predicted model, not a curated record. Lineage: Eukaryota; Metazoa; Chordata; Actinopteri; Semionotiformes; Lepisosteidae.